Messenger RNA from Epinephelus moara (kelp grouper), 5536 nucleotides. It is a transcript of the gene npas1, whose product is annotated as neuronal PAS domain protein 1. Gene Ontology annotation, biological process: regulation of transcription by RNA polymerase II. The coding region runs from base 877 to 3312 and encodes 811 amino acids. The record is from RefSeq and is a predicted model, not a curated record. Lineage: Eukaryota; Metazoa; Chordata; Actinopteri; Perciformes; Serranidae. Gene Ontology annotation, molecular function: DNA-binding transcription factor activity, RNA polymerase II-specific; protein dimerization activity; RNA polymerase II transcription regulatory region sequence-specific DNA binding. The transcript has 13 exons.
AACAGUAGAUCAACAUAAGUGUCCUGGAAUUAAUGUAAGUCAACGUGAUGUCAUCCUAAGCGACAAAAACAAGUUUCUGUGUGUAUGUGUGUUUGCACGGGACAGGAGUCACAGUUUACAAUACGUGUGGAUGUGAUGGAAUCUCCCACUUGUUUCAGUCAUCCCUUCUCUCUCUCUCUCCCUCUUUUACUCUGGCUGCUAAUCAGCAUUUGAAAGGCAGCUUUGACAGUGAGAAAGAAAGUGAGGGGGGCACAGGGAGGUGGGGGUAAACGAAAGCAUGAGACACAGCGAGUUAGGGAGCGAGAGCCAGAGAGAGACUGAGGCGAGGGGCUGUACAAGCAUGCCUUUUAUAUUUACUAGUGACUGAGAGAGAGAGGGAGAGAGGGAGCAGCUGAAGGCAGAGACAACUGGUGUGCACGGCUUUCCCAAGAGGAAAUGAAAAGAAAGAAGCUCAGCGAGGAGAGUGAAUGAGUGAGCGGGAGAGAGGAAGGGUGGGAGGGAGCAUGCCGGCUGGAGGGAGGCAGAGAGAGAGAGACGUAGUGAGGGAGAGAGAGCGAGAAAGAGAUUCUCACACUGGCUGUGUCCUAAUCCGAGUCCAUCUCCAAGAAGCAGCGGAGCAGAGUGUUGGUGAACUCGAGGUGCUGGUGGAGCUGGUGUGGUGGGGGGGCACCGCCAGGGCAGAGCAGGGGCUCCGGAGAGGAGGAGAAGAAGAAGAGGAAGAGGAGGAAGAAGAAGAAGAGAAGGAGGGAGACAAAGUGGAUCAGAUCAACAGCAGCAGACUGAACGCUGGAAAUGCCCGUCAGGUCUGACUCUGUCACACCCUCAGCCAAUCAGAGCCUUCGUUAACAGCGGCGUUGGCACGUGAUUGGGAGAAGGAUGGCAACCAUGCCGUUUGUCAGCGAGGGGAAGUGCGUGAGUGUGGAGUGGGAUUUCCUACAAGGACUACUGGCCAAGCCUCCCACCCUUCCCUGUCUCCAGAACCUGCGUAAAGAGAAGUCUCGCAAUGCGGCUCGUUCACGCCGGGGGAAGGAGAAUUUCGAGUUCUUCGAGCUGGCCAAGAUGCUGCCUCUGCCGGGGGCCAUCACCAGCCAGCUGGACAAGGCCUCGGUCAUCCGGCUGACCAUCAGCUACCUGCACAUGCGCACCUUUGCCAGCCAGGGAGACCCACCCUGGAGCCCUCUGAUGGAGGGAGACAGCAACUGCAGCAAAGUAAGACGAUCAUCUCAUUCCCUGGCCACUGACAUGUUUGAGCAGCACCUAGGGGCGCACCUCCUGCAGUCUCUGGAUGGCUUUGUGUUCGUGGUCAGUCAGGAGGGACGUUUCCUCUACAUCUCAGAGACAGUUUCUAUCUACCUGGGACUCUCACAGGUGGAGCUGACCGGCAGCAGCGUGUUUGACUACAUCCACCCAGCGGACCACGUCGAGAUGGCAGAGCGGCUGGGAAUCAGGCCGCAUCUGAGAGCCGAGGCCGGCUGCCACACGGGUCCCGAGAGCGCCUCCAGCUCCGCGUCCACCUCCUCCCUGGCUGGUACCCCUGAACCCGCUCCGUCUAGUCCUCAUUCUCCUGCUGAUGAUCCUCCCGACCGCGGCUUCUUCAUCCGCAUGAAAUCCACACUCACCAAAAGAGGCCUGCACGUCAAGUCGUCUGGAUACAAGGUAAUCCAUGUGACAGGACGAAUCCGCUGCCGCCCUGCACUUGUGCCGGGCUCCGCUCGCUCAGUGCGUCGACCGAUGGGUCUGGUUGCGCUGGCACACACCCUCCCGCCCACCACGCUUAAUGAAGUCCGCAUGGAGAGUCAAAUGUUUGUCUUCCGCGUCAACAUGGACCUCCAGGUCACGUAUUGUGAGAACAGGAUCUCAGAGUAUAUGGAUAUGACCCCAGCAGAGGUGGUGGGACACACCUGUUACCACUUCAUCCACGUAGAAGACCUGGAAAACCUGCGGCAGAGCCAUGAGGACUUGCUGAGGAAAGGCCAGGUGGUGACCGGCUACUACCGCUGGCUCCAGAGACGAGGAGGCUACCUGUGGAUCCAGUCCACUGCCACCGUCUCCAUCAACCACAAAGCGCCCCAUGAACGCAACGUCAUUUGGGUCAACUACGUCCUGAGUCGAACAGAGAUGCCCGACACUCCCCUGGAUCUACUGCAGCUACCAGAGAAUGUACGAGCAGAGCGACUUCGAGUUAGCUCAUCCCCCACCGACAGCUCCCCACAGGCCCGAGGCUCGCAGCCAGUGAAGAGCUCAGUGGGGAAGAGUGACCCCGACACUAAAGGCAGAGAGAAAUUCACUGCAGCCGCCAUCCAAUCAGAGGACAGGAGAAAGCGCCUGCUGAGGUCCGACCCCGAGGGCGCUCCUCCCGAAACCCGUCGCAGACUGGAGGAGCUCCGUCACGCAGAAGAGAGUGUAUCGGCCUCCUCUGACCUGGCGAGCGAAAGCGAGGGGGAGGAGGAAGAAGAGACAGAGUGGGACCAGGGGGGAGACAGUGACAGAUUGAAACAGGAAGACGGCGGGGGAGGAGGUAAACAGAGUAGGGGAGGAGACACCCCCACUAGAGGGGAGAGAGGGAGCAGGGUGCACAACGGCCGGGCUGUGAUCCAGCAGCUCAAGAGCGUAGUGACCCCGUCUCCCCUGCCUGGCAGCCCCAGCAUCAAGACUGAACACGAAGCCCUGACCACCGGGGGGCGUUGGGGGUCACACACACAGACCUCCACCUCUCACACACACACCUCCCAGCCCCAACCCUCACAUGCACACACACCCUCCAGCAGCCUCAACGGCGACAGCCCCACCACCCCGAUCCCCGACUCUUCUUCCAGCAGUGAAGCCCCCCCAAAAGGGCUGUUCACUCCCCCGUCCCCGGCGCUGUCCCCCGCCAUGUCCGUGUCCUCCCCGCUGCCUCGCGAGGACAGAGUUGUGUCGGGGGUAGUCAGUCGGAGCAGUGGCGGUGCAGGUAGUGCUCCUGACUUUGAGCUACUCCAGAGACUGGCUGCAGGCGGUGCAGCGGGGCGGGUCCUCUUCCACCCCCUUGCCCUCGGCCCGCAGGGCCCUCAGAGCCUCUAUGCUCCUAGCACUAUCCGCUACGCUCCACCUGAGCUGCCCCCCUCCCACCACCAUGGCGCAGGACACAGCGAUGGCCUGCAGCUACGCUCAGACCACCACAAGGGACCCCCGCCAGCCUUCUUCCCCCACCUACAGCGGUUGGCCGGCUUGCCACCCUUCAGUGGUUUCUCCCCGUCUGACAGCCCUUUCUCCUCCGGCCUGCCCUUCUGUAUGAAUGGACUGAGGGGGGCUGCAGGCUCCGAGGAGGACUGAGACUCAGAAGGGAGGAGGUGAGAGGAGAAGAUAAAAAUGAAGGACGGAGCGGAGUGACAGACCAGAAAGAGAGACAUUGAAAAGGGCAGGAGAGACAGAAGUGGCAGGACAUUAAGCCUCUAAGGACGUUACUAAUUGGACACUGAGUUGAAUAACUGCAAUUUUAAAAUAUGUGACAAGUCACUGCCAUCGGGAAUUAUUGUGUCUGUUGUGGACAAGUGACAGUGACUCUCAGAGAAAACGGGAUGUGGAAACUUUUGACUGGUUGUCCCUCAAGACUUUCCGUCUCUACAACAAUAAUGAACUCUGCUCUGUGUCUUUCUCUCGAUGACUGUGUUGAUUUCUGUGUCUCUUCCACUCAGAGAAGCCAUAUUGUAUAUAGAGACAAAACCAUAAAGACCCUCAGCUCACAUCCUCCUCACUGUCACUCCAAUUAACCCAAUUAACCCUAAAGCCAGUAGAAACAGAUGGACACUUGUCUGUAGGAACGAAAGCGACUUUGGAAUAUAAAUUUUUAUUAUUGCAGUAUUAUACAAAUCACCUCUCGCACUGAGAUCCAGGUGAGAGGUUGAUUAAAGGGUUCUUCCUUAAAUCUGAUGGAGAAGGCCCUCUGGUGUUUUUGUAUUGAGAUUCAAAAUGAUAAUAAUAAAGAAAAAAAGAUCAAGUAUUCAUCAGUCAGCCAUACUUAAAGCACACUGUUGGGACAAAAAUAUGAACAAUAAAGUCCCAGACAUUCCAUUAUAUAUAAGGGAAGAAAAUGCAAUGCAGACAGGACGUUAUUUCUGUUGUUUGAUUAUAGAAAGGUCACUUGUUUAACUGAGUAUUAAUUAUAGUAUAUUCUGUAUGAUGCUGCGAUUGUGUUUGUGUAUGAAAGCCAUAUUCAUGUUUUUUUUUUAUCACCAGAUGGAAGGAUGGUGUGAAAAAAUGUGUCUAGACAGACUAAAUAACAUUGUUUUAUUGGAUGUACAAUAUCAUCCAAAUACCUUUUUUUAUUCUCUAAAAAGGAUAUUUCUGAAAAUGUUUUUUAGGAGGGGAAAUGGUGCUGGACACAAGUGUUUGUUAUCAUUUAAACCUCUGUGUUUUUUUCUGAGCACUUACCGAAAUUUGUUCUGGUGUGAACUCAAAGCACUUCAUCACUUAGCACUCACUGCGUGAUCCUGUUUAAAAAAAAAAGAAUAAAAAAACAAUGCAAGAGUGGUCACUAAUAUCAUAGCCUGACCACAGUGCAGUCGAGGGGAUUAAUGGUCAUUUAAAAAGGCACAUAUAUAAACAGACCGCAUGUGGUCAUUAAAAGACGACCGUCGCAGGUCAAUAAAAAUUACCAGAAUUAUUCUGAUAUUGGCUUCGGUUCAAUCCAGUCAACUGGAAAUAAAGUUUUAAAUUAAAAAGUGGAAAUUUUAAAACACUUUAAAUUUCUGUUUCGCUCUGAUUGAUUGGAUUUCCUCUCAGGACUGGAAAAAAACACUUUUUAUAUGAAAAUAAAAAACACAAUCAGUGCAUUUAAAUAAAGUGAGUCACAAACAAUUUGUUGAUUGUCUAAAAGAUACUCCAAUAAAUUCAAAAUCUUCAUUCCAAAUUGUAAUAUUUAAUAUCUGAAAAUGUGACCCCCUUUUGACAAAAUGAACACGAUUAAAAAAUUGUGACAAUAAUAUGAUAAUUAUUAAUGAUACACACACACACUCAGAUAACUUUUUAGCACUUUGGAAUAAAGUUCUGCAAACUUAUAUGUCAUGUGAUCAAAAUACGCCAUAUGGGAGUUGCUUUUUUUUUGGCUUCCAAAUUGAGAUUACGGUCGACCGUCUGAUCCGAGGGCUCACUUUACGUGGGAAUCUCUAACGUUCUGAUGUCUGACAGUAAAAAAAGCAGAAGAGACAUCUCUAAUUGUGAAGAUCCGACGUGCACUACACACCCACACCGUAGCUGUCACAUGCAAAUAUGUGUGAGUGCACAUACUCUCGGGUGUUUAAUGGUAUAACGUGUGUGUGUGUGUGUGUGUGAUUGAGAGCGUGUGCAUCUGCUUGUACAAGUGUGUAUGGUUUUUGUUUGUUUGUUUGUUUCUUUUGGUUGAAUUAAAUAGCUAACCCCCCCCCUUGCCCAUCACUGUGAAUCUAACGUUAUCCUCCCAUCUUUGUGAAUACUCCGCCCGCUCAUCAAAUAAAAUGAACAAAUGUAAAGAGAAAAACAGUGAUACAGAUGACGAUAACAAUAAAAUAUUCCAGUAGAG